Malassezia globosa CBS 7966 is the source of this 1917-nucleotide messenger RNA. RefSeq lists its product as uncharacterized. Lineage: Eukaryota; Fungi; Basidiomycota; Malasseziomycetes; Malasseziales; Malasseziaceae. The record is from RefSeq and is a predicted model, not a curated record. The transcript has a single exon. Bases 1 to 1917 code for a protein of 638 amino acids. Gene Ontology annotation, molecular function: zinc ion binding.
AUGACGAAUCCAGCCAUAUCAUCGGCAAUCCUCGAGAGCGUCUCGGUUGGCGGUGUUGGGUCUGAUGCACAACAUCUUGCGCCACAUGUGGCGGCCGUGCCAUCUCCCUCACUCGAUGCCGUCUCCAUCAAGGUGGGCGAUUUAUUUCCAGACAUGAAAUCGUUUCGUGCAAGGCUUGGGCUUUAUGGCAUUACACACAAGUGUCCUUAUCGUGCGCGACGCAGCGAUAACAGCCGGUUUGUUGGCAUUUGUCCAGCCGUUAUGAACGACCUGAAAAAGGAAUGGGGUAAAGGAAAGAACAAGGCGCCACACCACGAGCCGGCAGCCCUGAAUGAGCAUGCCAUACCAUGCCCCUUCCAUGUCAUUGCGCGUCGACGCAAAGAAGGUGGCGUCUGUGUAACGCGCGCAAUCCUGAUGCAUUCUCCAGACUGCACUGCGCCCGUGUCGUUCUCGACGUCCGCCACGUCUGCCUACAUGUCGCAACUGAUGGAGGAGAGUGCAUCUACUAUUGCCCCACGAGAGAUUGGCAAAUUCGUACAUGAGGCCACUGGCACGAAGCUCUCGUACUCAACGCUAUGGCGCACGUCGCAUAUGCUUCAAAGCAAAGAGCGUGAGCGGCUCGAUGCUUCUUUUAAGAAGAUUGUUCCCUUUCUCAAUGCAUUCCGCGAAGCGAACGCCAACACUACGGCCGUUGUGGAGCAGCAUGCGAACGGUAGGUUCUAUCGCGCGUUCUUGUGUCCAGGUGCACUGGGACAUGCGUUGGCUGAUUGUCCCUUUGCUUUGCAUGUGGAAUCCAUGCCAAUUACCUCGUGCUACGAAGGAUUCGUGUUGGCCGCAUACGUGAAAGAUGGCCUGGGUGCUCCUUUGCCCCUAGCUAUUGCCAUCACACCUCGCGCCGACGAAGACAACUGGCGCUUUCUUUUCCAUCAACUUUUGUCCGCGUUGCCAAUCGUCGGUUGUUCUGGCAUCGCGAUCUCACACGACAAGGAUCUCGCUAUUCACGAGGCGCAGUUGAGUGUGCUUCCAGCGUCUCAAAGCGUUCUACAAUUCACUCAUUUCGACUGGACUGCGUCAGGCACACUGCAGGAAUAUUACAACCAAAUGUCAAACCUUUGCGCGAGCAGCUAUUUCUCGAUCAUUGUCGGUUGGGUCACUCAAGUCGCUGUGCUUAUGUAUGCACGCUAUGUGGAACUUGAGUCUGAGAGAAGCGUGUUUCCAGGUGAACUUUUGGGCCGUGGUAAUGUGCACUUCGAUGGAUGGGACGUCGCUUCGUUUGGACCUUCAGACUAUCUUGUCGUAAAUCCUCACGAAAAGCAGCAGGUGAACCUGGCCAUACGUACUUGCACAUGUGGCCAGUGGGCUGACCAUGCCUUUCCUUGCAUCCACGCAAUUCGAUGUUUGCCGCUCGAGCGCUUAGUGAGUCUGGGUCAGUUUAUUCACCCGUCCUACUUCACCGAAAGUGUGAGGCGGUGCUAUUCUCGCCGCAUGACGCUAAUCAAUACCAGCACACUCGUGGGGCAAGGUGAAACCCUCCCUAAUACUGCUGCUUUCAUGAGCGAGCACAACACAACCGCUGGCAGCGUAACGAUGCCUACUGAACUGCCACUACUUCCGCCGUCAGGCACAGAACCGGUGAAACGUGGCCGAGGGCGCCCACGUGUUGUGCGGUCUAACAGUCACCGCGGUAGUGGACUCGGCGCCAUGUAUCAGUGCGGGCAUUGUAAUGGUAAGGGGCACAAUUCCCGCACGUGCCCAAUGAACCAGAAGCCAGAAGUUGCUGUGCCACCAACCACGGCACAAAUCACUGCCGUUGCGCUAGGUGGACCAUCAACGGAGUCGGCACCGAAUAUGUUUGCUGACGCCACUGUCCCAUUCACCAUUGACUCGUCGCUUUCUACCUCUCAAACUCCUGUAUGA